This is a messenger RNA of Anoplophora glabripennis (Asian longhorned beetle), 750 nucleotides long. RefSeq lists its product as uncharacterized. Gene Ontology annotation, cellular component: extracellular region. NCBI's taxonomy places the organism in Eukaryota, Metazoa, Arthropoda, Insecta, Coleoptera, Cerambycidae. Gene Ontology annotation, molecular function: Toll binding; growth factor activity. Bases 82 to 750 code for a protein of 222 amino acids. The transcript has 4 exons. Gene Ontology annotation, biological process: regulation of Toll signaling pathway; innate immune response; central nervous system formation. The record is from RefSeq and is a predicted model, not a curated record.
GGCGCAGUAAAGGACAGCCGAGGUGCGAGGGUUGGUGUUGCCCUUACCCCUCGAAAUCUACCCUCGCCAGCACUGGCUACUAUGCGAAUUGCACACUGUUUUCCAGCCCUCAUUGCGGUGCUUGGCUUAGCCGCCGUUGUUCUUCAAGUCAGCUGUUACGAACACUUUAACGACACCCUGCACGGUUCCCGUUUUAGGCCGAAUUCUCGCAAGCGACAUUUCCACGAGGGCAGAUACGAGGCCUAUUACGAUCACAGCAUUCCACUGAGUUCCCCAGGGAUGUAUCGCGGCCCCCGCGAUAACCAGGCGCUUCUAAGGUUCGAGACCCACAACCACACUAGGGACGUAGUGGAUUGCUGCCCCACUGUACUGGAAAUGGUGGAGCCCUACGCAGGCAAGAACCAAGACGGGAUCUUGGUCGACUUGUACAGGGACGAAAAUUAUAAGCAGAGGUUCUACGAGCUAUCCUGCCACAAGGACAUACUGAACAAACCGUGCCGGUUCAUGGACAGGAAGCUGCACAACCAGUCGAGGUGCGUGCAGCAGCACAGCUACACCUACGCCCUGGUGAAGGACAAGCCCAGCAACCGGAACAGGAACUUCCCCACGUUCCCGGCGCACGGCUCGGACGACGCGACCUACACCCUGGACUACAUCAGCGUGCGGAGCGGCUGCAGCUGCGUCGUGACGCCCAACAAGAAGAAGCGCAACAAGGUCAAGCACAAAAGGAAAAACGACGACGAGCGAUGA